Diospyros lotus (date-plum) is the source of this 753-nucleotide messenger RNA. RefSeq lists its product as uncharacterized. The transcript has a single exon. The record is from RefSeq and is a predicted model, not a curated record. Lineage: Eukaryota; Viridiplantae; Streptophyta; Magnoliopsida; Ericales; Ebenaceae. The coding region runs from base 84 to 377 and encodes 97 amino acids.
UACCCAAUCCAUCUAAGUAAAGCACACAGGAGAGAGAACCAAAGAACACCUCUCGGGUAAUCAAUUAACUUAAAAUCACAGAGAUGAGUUACCUGAACCGAGUCUGGGUGGCAGCGAGCGUCGCCGUCGUGAGCGGCCACACCGAUCAAGGUUCCAAGUUGAAGUCCGGCCUCAAGUCUCUCCACCAAAGCAAGAAACGCUUCUCCUCCUCCUCCACAGGUCCCGGUGGGGAUCCGGCGGAUCUACGACCUCUAUCUGGCAUGGUCGGGUGCGACCUCGACGGCGUCUUCGGUAGCAGCAAGGGAGAUGAGAGGAGGAAACAGGCCGACGAGUCGCUCCGGCAAGUCAUGUACCUGAACUGCUGGGCGCCGAGCUGAUCUGCGGUGUCUCGAGGCCUUCGGCCGGCGAUCGGAAAAUUCUGAUCGCAAAAUCGGAGUUAUUUGAAGUCGAUUGGUCCGUUGACGCGCAAACAGACCAGAUGACUGAGACGGAGAGUGAGUUGACUCGGUGAGCGAGUCGGGAAAAAUCGGCUCGGUGUGCUGAAAAUGAGAUCUGAAAUCGGAGUAAUCACCUCGGAUGCAAAUUGUUUGUACAGUUGAGAUGUAAAAAUCUAAAAAAAAAAAAGAAAAAGUACAGUUCAAUAACAAUAACUUCUUCGAAAUAGGUUCGAUCAUGUGUUGGAUGUGAAGCAGCUACUGAAUGGAUUUAUUUUCCAAGGCUCGAUCAUAUCAGACCUCUGAUUUUCGUUAUGAA